Molecule: messenger RNA, 575 nt
Organism: Terrapene triunguis (Three-toed box turtle)
Lineage: Eukaryota; Metazoa; Chordata; Testudines; Emydidae
Gene: MYDGF
Product: myeloid derived growth factor
Exons: 6
Coding region: 7-504 (165 amino acids)
Biological process (GO): positive regulation of endothelial cell proliferation; positive regulation of angiogenesis
Source: RefSeq, a predicted model, not a curated record
UCCAAGAUGGCGGCGCCCAGUGGAGCAGGCGCCUGGCGGCUCUGGGCUGGGCUAGUCCCCGUUCUCCUCCUGUUCGCCACGGCCGAAGAGGGGCCCAGCACGGCCGAGUUCGACGUGCGGCCCGGCGGGAUGGUCCAUUCCUUCUCCCGGAGCCUGGAGGAUUACACCUGCACAUUCACAUACGCGUCUCAGGGAGGGACCAAUGAGCAAUGGCAGAUGAGCAUUGGAGUCAGUGAAGACAACAAGCUCUUCUCCUGUUCAGUGUGGAGGCCCCAAGGAAAGUCUUAUCUCUUCUUUACCCAGUUUAAAGCUGAAGUGAAAGGAGCAAAGAUAGAGUAUGGCAUGGCUUAUUCCCAAGCUGCGACGGGUGGACAGAGCGACGUCCCCUUAAAGGCGGAGGAAUUUGAAAUCACCGAAACCACAGUGGCUCACAAAGAAGGGAAGUUCCGUUCCGAACUGUCCAAACUAGUGAUUGUAGCGAAAACGCCCCAUGACGAAUUGUGAUCCGGGGACCUAGGGAAGGGGCUUGUCUCUCGGCUGGAGAAACGUGGCGGAUAAAGGGGACUUUUUCUUAA